UACCCGCUGCCCGAGGAGCCGCGGGACGCCAGCCUGGACCCCAGGCCGCAGGACCUCAACGAGACGGCGCUGCGGGCCCGCCUCGGCGUGCACUUCGACCCCUCCUGCAUGAGCAUCACGCCCGUCGCGCCGGACGGCCGCGGCCACCACGGGGGCGGAGGCAGGGCGCACCCGGGCGGCAAGAGCAAGGGCCGUGCGCACGGCAGACACCACGGCGAGGCGGCGGCCCCGGGCGAGUUCCCCUUCCGGCGCAACAAGCACGGCCGCCUGGUGCCCGUGGGCGAGAUGCCCGAGGCGCUGCACAAGCUCAACCUGCGCUACUUCAAGCUGCCCAACGGCACGCGCGUACGCACCAACUACCCGGCCAAGUUCCGCAAGAAGCUGCAGCACUUCCUGUGGGCGUUCACCGCGUGCCCCGUGGAGCACGAGUGGCGCGACCUGGGCGUGCGCUACUGGCCGCGCUUCCUGCGCCUCGGCCACUGCGCCGCCGGCGCCGCCUCCUGCUCCAUCCCGCCCGGCAUGCACUGCCGCCCCGACGCCAAGGUCGAGAAGAAGCUACUGAGCUGGCGCUGCCUCGGCCGCGCGCCCAGCGACCGCCACUGCCAGUGGAUGGACUUCAGCAUGUUCAUCGUCGAGAGCUGCACCUGCGCCUGCCCCAAGAACGACAGCGCGCACGACUGAGCACCGCCCUCCCGCGUCCCGCACCCCAUACAUCACUCGCACACGUACGGCUCCGCACCAAGUUCGUUUCUCUCCCCUAGAAAAUUCCGAUGAAAACAGCGCUCUGCGCUGCAUCCACAUACCACAUCUCUGCUUUGUACUGGCUGUGAGCUACGUACCAAAUGCUAUCGAUCAAUUGACUUAGACAUUCUCUGUGUUUACCUUUGUAAUACUCGUCCACGACACGCAUUUAACAAUCGAAUCGUUUUCAUUCGCUCGAGCGAGGAAAUUCAGCAGUGAACUGAUAACCUCCUGAUACUCUGCCUUGUUAUCUCCUCACUUGUUGUACCGUAGCUUUCUAACAGGAGUGCCUACCUGUUACUGGUAACACACUAAUAACACAAACUUCUCCUGUACAUCUUCCACGAGUCGAUUCUUGUAUCCAAUCGGUCAUUACAUAUUUCGGUUAUCCAUUACGCCGUAUCGUUGAAAGGAAGCACUCGAACAUACGAGGUAAAUUACCAACCACUAGUCCCUUUAAUAUUGCAUCUCCCCUCCGCCCCCCUCUCUCUUUCUCAUUGUCUCUGUCUUCCUACCUCUCUCAUGAGGAAGACCGCAUCUUUACGGAGAAGCCGAAAGCCGUGUUUCAUUCAUCGCCGAUCCUCUGUAUAUCCCCGAUCCUCUGUAUAUAGUCCCGCCCCUGUCCCGUUGUAAGUAUUACGUUCAGUACACUAACUUAUUCAAAAAAAAAAAAAAACAUUACCUUCUCACAGUGACGCGAACGUCUCGAGCUCGUAGCACGUGAAAUGCUACAACUGCUAGCUUACGUUACAGAGAAGCAGUAGUGACUCAGUCGGUGCAAACAGUGCGAUGUCUUUUCGCGAAUAUGAGGCUACUAUUGAUAGAGGACAUUGCGCUGCGUGGUGUUUCUGACACUGGACGGUGUGUGGCGUGCAGUCGUCUUCCAGCGGGACACGCUCGCUGCCUUCGGGACUGUGACGAAGGCCAGCGCCUUUGCAGAUAAGAAGACAGUGAGCCCUGCCCCCGAGCGACGAGUGCAGUGUAUCCAGGAAAUCUCUAAACUUGCUCUGUCAAAGUGAAACCAGAGUCUUCAGCUGGACUAAUUUUACUACUUUCUACUGUGUAAUUUAUGUACUAUUUACUCUCUGACCCAUGACAAACACGCUGCUGCCGCAGUCUGCCCGCUUGAUUUAGACCUAAUCACGCCGUAGCACUCUGAACUGUCAUGGAUAUGUAUUAAACUACCUGUCGGCGUACAUUGCGGUGCAUUUAACAUCCUUUCCAAUGUUGUACGGUAACCAUUAAUCACACUCGUAAUUUGUAAAAUUAUUCAAGUGAUGGGACUACUUAAACUAAAGUACUAAAAUGCCUGCUAAACGCUGCAAUACCAGCUCUGGUAACCAUUAAGUCAUUCAGCAGCCUUUAAAUGUAGGCUGUGUUGUAUUAGUGGAUGCAGUGCGUCUUCAGUUUGAGUAGUUCACAAGUACAAUCAUCUCAAGUUGUAACAUGCAUCUGGGAACUGUAGCGCAAAGUUUUUCAUAAUAAGUGCAAAUUAGUAAACAUUGUUUUUCUGUUAACCUAAGCUAUAUAGAUUUUUGAGCAAUAAAGUCUCUGUAAUGAACUUACAAGCCAGGGAGGCACAUUAAGACAACGCAAUUCAAAUUCCAAGUGCACUUUGUUGCUUCGGCAAGAGCUUGGAGCAAAAACAAAUGUCUUCCACGUUCAUUUCGACUGAUAUUUGUAGCAAUUCGUGCAUUACAGAUAUAUAGUUUUCUAUGCUACCAUCACAUCUCGCAAUUAUAUGAUAUUCCAUGUAACAAUUCUCAGUCGAGGUACUUUUUACACGUAACUGUCUAUUAAGGGCUACGUUUGCGCACAAUUUAUCUCCACAUAUAAUGUGUAAUUACGUCAGUAUCUUCGGUCUUUUUGAAAAUAUGUGUUAGAACUGCUACUUUGUGUAUUUACCACAUGAUGAUGAUGAGCCGACCGUCAAAGAAAGAGAAGUAUGUGACUGGUAAAGAAAAACACACAUACACACACAUAAACUGUACCAUGCUCGCAGUUAGUGUUUCCUCGGCUGGAGGAUAUGUGAGUUUACACUGUUUCAUUUGCAAAUGUUCUCCAAUCGAAUUAUUGAAAACAUUCCUGUAUUAGUAAUUACUGUAAAUAGUUUAAAUCAGUAAGCUUGAACGUAUCUUUUUAGUUUCAAUGUUCUACUUCUUCAUGUACAAAUUAUGUUAUAGUACUCAAUACCUUUAAGAUUUAUCUAAAUAACAGUCAUUAAGUACGUUGUAAGAUGUGUAUUAUAUACAGCUCGCGCCCUAAUGAUAAAUAUAACAUUGUACAUAGUUACUGUCAUUGUGCUGAUGUUUUAUUAUGUACUUACAGAUACUCCGUAUACAUCCAGUCCAUGUAAACUUACAAGACACGUUUAGUGGUGUACACUAAUUGUAACAUACCAAAGGUUUAAGACACUACUUAAUAUAACUUAUUAA
Molecule: messenger RNA, 3176 nt
Organism: Schistocerca cancellata (South American locust)
Lineage: Eukaryota; Metazoa; Arthropoda; Insecta; Orthoptera; Acrididae
Product: noggin-like
Exons: 2
Coding region: 109-681 (190 amino acids)
Biological process (GO): negative regulation of BMP signaling pathway; negative regulation of cell differentiation; osteoblast differentiation
Source: RefSeq, a predicted model, not a curated record